Molecule: messenger RNA, 780 nt
Organism: Panicum virgatum (switchgrass)
Lineage: Eukaryota; Viridiplantae; Streptophyta; Magnoliopsida; Poales; Poaceae
Exons: 1
Coding region: 175-537 (120 amino acids)
Source: RefSeq, a predicted model, not a curated record
AAACAACGCAUAGCUCCACUUCGCAAGCAAGAACUAACAUCGGCCUGCGCGGCCCCAAUUCUCAAUUAAGUUCGCAUCUUAUUGGAUCUAUCACACGAAUUCAGAAAGCUAUAGCAGUCUAGGAACCGAUCAGGAGCCUGAAUUUGUUCGAGGUGUGCGCGCGAGUGGGUGGCCAUGGAGGUGGAGGCGGUCAGCUGCGAGUGCUGCGGGCUGGAGGAGGAGUGCACGGGCGAGUACACCGCCGGCGUGCGGGCCUACUUCGGGGGCAGGUGGCUGUGCGGGCUGUGCUCGGAGAGCGUCAAGUACGAGGCCGGCAAGCGCGCGGGCGGCGCGGCGCCCGGCGUGGAGGAGGCCGUGCGCGCGCACAUGGCCAUCUGCCGCACGCUCAAGAGCGGCGGGCCCGCGGGCCGCGUCGCCGACGGCAUGCGCCAGAUGCUGCGCACCGCGUCCUGGAAGAAGGCGGCGGCGGCUACCCCGUCGCGGUCGGCGGGGGGCCAGGGCCACCACCGCUCCUCGCCGCUCUCCAUCGGGCUCUGAUCGUGAUCGAGGCGGCGGCGGCGGUGGCGUGCUUGGCUUAAAGCCUCUCUAGCCAGGCGCUGGAUCGAGAUGCACUCUGUGGCUUCGGCUUCCUCUCGAUCACUAGCUAGGCGCUGGUGCUAGCGAGCGUUCUUCGUCAGAUCGUUCUAUGUGAGCUUUGAUUUUUGAACCAGUUUGUACAUAUGUGUAAGGAAUUAAAGAUCAACCACGCCUUUGAGAUUAUGGCUUUGGUCAAUCGAGAAA